This is a messenger RNA of Astrephomene gubernaculifera, 359 nucleotides long. The record is from the annotation of a GenBank genome assembly. NCBI's taxonomy places the organism in Eukaryota, Viridiplantae, Chlorophyta, Chlorophyceae, Chlamydomonadales, Astrephomenaceae.
CAGCUCUGCAAGUAGCGGAUCCAUCCGGUGUCACGCCAUUGCUGCACGCCGUCCAGCAACGUCUAGCCUCCGUCGUCGCCGCUCUCCUGGCGGCUGGCGCGCACCCCUCACUGCCUCAUCUCACUCCCUCGCUCAACAGCGCACUUCACGUGGCCGCACUCAAGGGAGAUCUCCCAUCUGUACGACACCUCCUGUCGUACAUCAUUUCAAACCCAGCGUCGCCAACAUCCUCAGCGCCGGCGCCAUCGCUGACGCCUCAGCCUGCAGCUGCGUCCACUCCAGCGACGGAAACGUUCGAUUCUGCCGUUGUGCCGGCACAAGGUGCAAGUGCAAGUGCGGCCUUUAGUAAUGUGUCUCCG